This is a messenger RNA of Melanaphis sacchari, 1321 nucleotides long. RefSeq lists its product as uncharacterized. The record is from RefSeq and is a predicted model, not a curated record. Lineage: Eukaryota; Metazoa; Arthropoda; Insecta; Hemiptera; Aphididae. The coding region runs from base 305 to 952 and encodes 215 amino acids. The transcript has 6 exons.
GUCCCUGAUAAGAAUUAUAGCUGAUAAGACAGUCAAAAGCAUGACUUGUAGAUAACACUCAGAAGUCAAAAAGCCAUAACUUCCAAGUCUUAUAUAUGUACUAAGUAAUUUCAUUGACACUGAUAUUUUGCAUAACAGUUAUGAUCAUUUGAAGGAACAAUUUUCACUUCAGUUAGUUCAGUUAUCAAUUUGUUUUUAAACCCAUUUUAAUAUUAAAUAUAAUAAGAAUGAAGUACAUAUUUUCUAUCAAUAGUCUUCUUUGGCUGAUACCAUUAUUCUUGGAAUUGAUCAAUUAAUCAUAUAAAUGUGUAUAGGUUACAAUAAUUUAAAUAACUACGUAAACAUGGAUAGUCAAAGUCAGCAUUUAAUUGAUCACAAUUAUGCUUUAAAUCAUAUAAUUGAUCAUGAUUAUACCACACAAGUUACUACGCUAAUAUUAAAGAAUGAUGAUAAUGAUGCUGCAACUGAUAUUGCUGAUAAUGAUGCUGCUGCUGAUGAGGUUCAUGAUCCAGAGCCAACAAUUUACAGAACCCUCCCUGGCAUUCAACGCAAUACAAAAAUAUAUGUGGAUAAUUUAGGUUAUAAAUAUUAUAAGAAAAAGUUUCUAGUCGAUACAAUAACAUUAAUAUGUGAACGACAACGAAACCCUAGUCGUCCAUUAUGUUAUGGUACAGCAUCAAUUAGUAAAGAUGAAAUGGAUAACCGAAUUUCUAUUCGAACUCCUCAUAACCACGAGCCUUCGCCCAUUGACUUAAAUGUACCAUUCUUGAGAAAUGCACUCACUGAAAAAGGCCUUGAUCCAAAAAUUACAACAACAAUGUCUGUUCAGAAUAUUUAUGAAGAUGAAAUAAUUUCGCACCAAGAAGCAGCUAAAAAUUACACAUUUACCCAAACUAAAGAGAGAGUAAGAAGGAUGAAAAGAUUAGAGCGAUUGAAAUAUUAUUAUUAUUGAUAAUCAAUUUUUUAUUAAAUUUCAACAACAAGUAAAUAAUUUUGAUGGUGUAUGCAGAUUUCAAAAAGAAAACAUAACCAGACUGAUUAAGAAAUGUGUACUAGUAGCUGACUGGUGCUAGUAACUUAUUGAUGUUUUUGAGGAGAACUGUAAAUCACAUUGAUGGUCAUGUUCAACAAGUUCCUUCGGGUAUAUUGUUUUAACUGUAUUUCAUAUUAAUAAUUACAUUUAAAAUUUUUAAAAUAAUUUUUCUUGAAUAUAACUCAUUAAUGAGAUGGUGUGAUUUUUGGAAAUGUAUCCUCAUAAAUUAAAUUAAUUUUGUUACCCAUUUGAUAAUUAUUGUUUAUUGUUGUACAGUAUCAUAAUAAA